Alligator sinensis (Chinese alligator) is the source of this 3900-nucleotide messenger RNA. It is a transcript of the gene NAA40, whose product is annotated as N(alpha)-acetyltransferase 40, NatD catalytic subunit. Gene Ontology annotation, molecular function: histone H2A acetyltransferase activity; protein N-terminal-serine acetyltransferase activity; histone H4 acetyltransferase activity. The transcript is spliced from 8 exons. Gene Ontology annotation, cellular component: nucleus. The record is from RefSeq and is a predicted model, not a curated record. Lineage: Eukaryota; Metazoa; Chordata; Crocodylia; Alligatoridae. The coding region runs from base 1247 to 1897 and encodes 216 amino acids.
UAAGACCUGGGUACCCAAAGCCCUAGCUGGGAUGAUCUAGUUGGGGAUAGUCCUGCUUUGAGCAGGGGGUUGGGCUAGAUGUGACCUCCUGAGCUCCCUUCCAGCCCUCGUUUUCUAUGGUUCUCAGAGAUGGUUAGGCUACGGAGACAGGACUCCUGGGUUUCCAGAGGGUGCUGAGUCCUAGUGGGUUAGGAUGGGCUGUCAGGACUCCUGAGUCCUAUCUGGUUGUCAGAGGUUUGGGGUAAGGAGACAGGGUGCUGAGUUCUUGGAGGGUUGUGGAGCCUAAUGACUUAAAACAAGCUAUCAGGAUGCCUGGGUCCUAUCUGAUCCCACCACAUCAGACCACCCCCUCCCUUAGGCCUAACCAGCACUGUUAAUUGGCACAAGAGCCUGCAAUUGCCCUGGGCUUUCAAAGGAUUGGUCAGGGGUGAAGAGAAGUAGAUCCCGGGGUUAGAGCUGAAGUACCCAGCUCUCAGCAUGGGGAGUCCAGCUGCCUCCCUGCUAGGGAUGGGAAAUGUUUCCUCGCGAAGUAAUCCAUGCAAGGAGAUCACCCUGCCACCACGGGUUUCUGUGACUCGCCCCUGGCACCUGUCCUUCCCCGCUCCCUAGCAGGCCAGCAUACUUGCCAACCACGUGUCUGCAGCGCCGGCGUCCUGAUUUGAACUCGGGGCCUCUUAUUGAGUCUUUGUCAGCUCGGAGAUCUUACAGCCCUGGCUAAGGCAGGCUUUGAAUCGGGAUUCAUUGCAGAAUUGCCUUCUCUCUGCUUUGGGUGGCUGGAAAGGACUUAGCAGGCUGCCCUGGUGUUGACACUGCAACCUGCAUGAUUGACUGGCAUGUUCAGCUCUUUAGGGGCUGAGAUUGGAGCACAAAAUAUCCACCCUGCAGGCAGCCGCCUUCAUAAACCCGGCGACAGAUGCGCUAACUGCCUUGCUGUCUCCUGCCAGAUGUCACUGUUUGCUUUCCUCCUUUUUUCCUGGGACCCAGCGCAGCAAAUCCAGCCUCUCCGGAGAUGCCCGGGGCUGUCGGGAGAGGCUUUCUGCCAUUCAUCCCCACUUAGCCCUGCCUAUCAAAGCAGCACCCGGCAAGUGAUUCACAAACAUGCCAGGAGAGGCAAUUUCCAUGGUUAAAAAGCAUCCGAGGCUCUAGCACAUGCCUGUGAAUUCUCCCUCCCUGGGUCACACCGGGACAGAGAAAGUCCAGCAAAGCCAAGGAGAAGAAGCAGAAGCGGCUGGAGGAACGGGCCGCCAUGGACGCUGUCUGCGCCAAGGUGGAAGCAGCCAAUAAACUUGGAGACCCCCUAGAAGCUUUUCCAGUGUUCAAGAAAUAUGACCGCAAUGGCCUCAAUGUCUCCAUCGAGUGCAAGAAAGUCUCAGGCCUGGACCAGGCAACCGUUGACUGGGCUUUCGAGCUGACCAAAACCAACAUGCAAACCCUGUACGAGCAGAGCGAGUGGGGCUGGAAGGACCGGGAGAAGCGGGAGGAGCUUACGGAUGACCGUGCCUGGUACCUCAUUGCCUGGGAGAAGAGCUCCGUCCCUGUCGCCUUCUCCCACUUCCGCUUUGACGUGGAGUGUGGGGACGAAGUGCUGUACUGCUAUGAAGUGCAGCUGGAAAGCAAAGUCCGGCGGAAAGGUCUGGGCAAAUUCCUUAUACAGAUCCUGCAGCUUAUGGCGAACAGCACACAGAUGAAGAAAGUCAUGCUUACAGUCUUCAAACACAACCAUGGCGCCUACCAGUUCUUCAGAGAGGCGUUACAGUUCGACAUCGAUGACACCUCUCCCAGCAUGUCUGGCUGCUGCGGGGACGACUGCUCCUACGAGAUCCUCAGCCGCAGAACCAAAUUUGGGGAAAGCCAGCACCCCCACGCCGGUGGCCACUGUGGGGGCUGCUGCCACUGAGCCCUGGCCCUUUGCCCUCCCCUUCCUUCCCACCCCCCUCCAAAGCCGGGCCCAGCCGCCGCCUGCCCUCCCCUCUGGAUUCUUCCCAGCUCAGCACCAGGACUUCGGGAGAGCCACCGGGCCCAGGCAGACUGGAUCAGAGGGUAAUGUAGCCCUGGUAAUUCCUGGCAGCUCUUGCCCCGCUUCUCCCACCUGGCGCACGCUCCCCGGAGACCAGCAGAGAUGCAAGCCCCGGCAAUGCUAAGAAAGCCUCACGGCUUGUCCGUCGCUGGCCUCCGAGUCCAGGGCCCUGCCUUUGUCGGGGAAGAAGCACCCGGCAGCCUCCUGGCCCUGGAGAUGCAACUUGUUGUCUCAUUUGGCCCCUUUUAAAGGGGGGAGGGGCAUUUUCCAGCAAGCACGGCUGACCUCGUGUCCUGUGGGAAGGCAGCCCCUUUGCAACGUCCUUUCCUGUUGGCAGCCAGGCCCGGACUGCGGUAGGGAAGGCCGGGCUGGGGUUGGGGCUGCUCAUCGUCUUCCAGCAGAGGCUGGUGCCUUCAUCCCUCUAACCCUGGCAGACGCAGAUGCGGGCGUGAAGCAAGGGGUCUUGCAUGUGGCUGGCAGGUCAGGUCCAGCCCCUAGAUGUGGGGGCCUUUCUCCCCGAGAGGGAACCGACCCCAGGACUCCUUUUUAUGCAGCUGCUUGCAAAAAAUAUUCCCCUCCCAGCCCCAAAUACCCCUCUCCCCCAUGUCCCCUGGCUGAGCUGAGCUGGAGGUUUCCUUCAUUUCUGAUCAUCCGGUUGCCCCACUGGAGUCACUGGGAUGUGGAUUCCCAGGGCUGCCUGUAGGCAGCUGGCAUGUCCAUCCAUCCAUGCCCCCAGCCAAGUGGUACCAAAGAAGUCCUUAGAGAUGGGACCUAUCUUCAUGGGGCAGCCCAGGGGGUGUCGCACCACACCUGGCUGCUGCGUCCCUACAGGAUGGACCUCUUGGCCCCUUGUCGCUCCUCCCUCCCGUGCCCUGGGGACCAGGCCCUGAUGGGCCAAUGAGGUGCCCAGCUCAGCACCUCCAGCCAAGCCUGGUGCUCCCUUCCCCAUGGGAAUCACGCUCCCAAGUCCCCUGGGCCUUGCUGAAAUCUCUCCUGUCCCUCCCCAGGCCCUCUGUACCUGCCCAUGGGCCUGUUCCUCCCCCUUCACCUGGCUCCCAUAGGGGUGGAUCUAUCACCGCUUCCCCUCGCCAUCUUUCUCGGGUCGGGGGGCCAAGGCAGAUUUCAGAAGCCCCCAUUGAAUCUCCAGCCACGGCUGCCAGCUCCGACAUGGGACGGACCUGUCUUCUGGCCUCCUGCCCCUCUCCGAGCAAGGGGUUGACUUCCACCCCCCAGCGUCUUCCUGUCCUCUUCUCAUGCCCCUGUCAAGCUCUUGGGCUGGCAGCCUGAUGGAGGCUGCAGCGCCCCGAAGCCUCUCCCUGGCUUCCCCACUCCCUCCCAAGAUGACUCGUCUUGAUGACGGAGCUGAAUCUCCGUUGACACCCCCCUCCCGGUGUGACUUCGAGGAGCGCUGCGGGGGGCACGGAGCCAGGGGAGCCGUUUCCAGGCUGGGGAAUCGCCCGGCGCGACAGACCCCAGGUCUCGGCAUCCCCAGAGCUUCCAAGGCCUGGGUCCCAAGCGGGUGAGGUCCCUCCUGCGUGACGGGAGAGCUGCGUCGUGCAGCCGGACACGGCCCCCGGGUGUCUCCGUCCAGGCCCCGCAAGCUGGCGGCUUCGCCCCGAGCACGCUGCAUCCAAGCGAGCGAGAUCCGGUAGCCAGCGGGCGUCAGCCGGGGCCUCGAUAGCGCCGCCCCGGCCGUGGGGGGACUUCUCCACCUGGUGACAGCUGGGGCCGGUCUCCAUCUGCCCCCUCCCAAGCACGGGCUCGGCCUCCGGUGACAUCAUCAGCCCAAGGGGAUGGGGUGCUUGGGGACGGCCCCCCCACCAAUCAAAGGGCUCCAAGCCCCGCCCCGCCUCCCGCAUCCACCGAGCCGAGGAGACCUGGUC